Molecule: messenger RNA, 1272 nt
Organism: Trypanosoma theileri
Lineage: Eukaryota; Euglenozoa; Kinetoplastea; Trypanosomatida; Trypanosomatidae
Exons: 1
Source: RefSeq, a predicted model, not a curated record
GCUGCUGCUGUUGAUAAUGACAGUCCCAGUGGCCGUGGUGUAUCCCGUGGGGCUGUGGAGGUGUCGUGCGGGGCCGGCGGUGCGCUGCGUGUACGCCCCGCUGCUGCGAGCGAGUGGCUUACAUGCGGUGCGGGCAGCCGUGUGUCUGCAUGUGGGAAGUACGCAGACCUCUGCCGCCAGCGUACCGCAAGAACAGCAAGAACAACCACCAUUGCUACUACUACUGAUGGACAGCUAAAGGCGGUGAUGGCUUUUGUAGGUAGUACUAGGGUUGAUGUACCUUCGUAUAAUCCUGCUGAUUGGGAAAAAGUAGAAAAGAAGCAUUGGGAGUUGCGCAAGAGAGAAAAACUUACGUUUAAAGAGGCAGAAAAACUACUUGAACAAAUAAAUAAAGAAGAAGAAAUGAAGAAUCAAGAGGCACUAAAACUGAAACAGGAAAGUGAGGUACUGGAAAAUGCCGCAAAAGCACAACAAUUACAAGCUGCUGCAGAAGGUCAUGUUGCAGAGAAUACGUCUCUAGCUGCAUCAGAAGCCCAGGCAACAGCACUAACACAUAAAGGCGCACAACCAUCUCAAGGUGUUAAUUCACAUCCAAACGUACCACCAGCUGAGUCGGCAAACUCCACUGAUAACAGUAAUGGCAAUCAUGGUGAUGUUUUGCAGCAGUCUUCUCCAGCAGCUACAAGAACACAUCCAACAGUAACGCCAACUACGGGCGCACAACCAUCUGAAGGUGUUCAUUCCAAUUCAAACGUACCACAAACUGAGGCUAAAACAGCCCCAGAUAACAGUUCUGUUAAUCCUGGUGGUGCUAUGCAGCAUUCUUCUCCAGGAGAGGAGAGUACUGCACCCAGUGAUGUUAAUUCCGGUAACCAACCUACUGCAACUCCAAGUGCUGCUGCUAUAUCAGGCUCAGAAGAAACAAAUACCACUAUUCCGGCUAAUACCGGGAAUGCUGUCAGUGAAGAAUCAACCGCGACACCUUCUCUUGACUCUAAUCUUACCACGCAAUCUACUGCAACUGAUGAUGUAACUGCCGCACCAGCCUCACACGAAACAAAUACCACUACACCGCUGAGCCCCGAGAACACUACCACAGAAGCACCAACUACCACUCUAUCUCCAUCUCUCGUACCAAACGCAGAGAUCAGCAGCAUCGCUUCCGCAGUGCAGAAGAACAAGGGUAAUGCUGACAGCAGUAUCAUCAGUUCUGUGUGGGUGCGUGUGCCGCUACUGAUUGUGGCUGUGUUGGUCUCCGCUACCGUGUACUGA